UCCCGCACGCCCCCGUGAGGCUAGCAGGGGCUCCUCGUCCUGGUCCUGGUCCUCGUCCUGGUCCUGGUCCUGGUCUUCUUCAUCGCCAAAUCCACCGCGUCGCUGCUCUGUUGCCCGUCGCGGCCGAGUUAGCCCACUUUUGGGAGCGUUUUUCAUCCUUUGUGUUGCCGAAUAACUUCAAAUUGUGCGCGCUGGAAACUUUUUCGAAUGGAGUUUGCGUCUGUGAUUUAGCCACCGCCGAGAGUCCCUUGCAAAAUCUCGCGUUGCAUGUGGAAGCCUAAUCCAAACUGGAUGGGAAUUAUGUUUUUGUUCUGAGGGGGAGAGAAACAGACGGACAGAAGUCGCCCCGGAACUCAUCGGCAUGUAGCGGGGGUGCGAACUCGUGGCAUGUCAAUCACUGCAGGCCCCGCCUCCCGUGAUGGUACAACCCCAACAACAACUCUACAUUCACAUUCGCCGACUCCAACGUCACUCACCAGGCCAGGCCCCGCCAAAGUCAUAGAUACUACAGUGUAGAACCACCUGUCCACCUGUCCUCAUCCGUUGGGAAUGGGCCAGCAUCUGGCCAGGGAGCAUCUGGACUCCACGCGCCGGUGCGGCCGGCGCGGCCCGAGAGUGAGGGGGGCCGCGGCCAGCUCGUGAAGGCGGCCUAACCCUGCCCCCUCUUACUCUCGCUCCUUUUCUCUCUUUCUGUCUCUCUUGCUUUCCCUCUGCCUCCAUCUUCAUUGUGACUUUUGAACUUGCGAUGCCCUUCCGGCUGAAGCUGCGGCGCACGCGGCGCUACAACGUCCUGAGCAAGAACUACUUUGUGACGCGCAUUCGGCUGCUGGACAACAACGUGAUCGAAUGCACGCUGUCGGUGGAGAGCACGGGGCAGGAAUGCCUGGAAGCCGUGGCGCAGCGACUGGAACUACGUGAGACUCCCUACUUCGGCCUGUGGUUCCAAGGGAAGACCCAGGCUCCGGCGCAGCGUUGGGUGGAGUUGGAGAAGCCCCUCAAGAAGCAGCUGGACAAGUUCGGCAAUGAGCCGCUGCUCUUUUUCGGGGUCAUGUUCUACGUGCCCAGCGUGUCCCGCUUGGAGCAGGAAGCCACCAGGUAUCAGUAUUACCUUCAGGUGAAGAAGAAACUGUUGGACGGACGUCUCCACUGCACGGUGGAGCAGGGCAUCAGACUAGCUGGCCUAGCAGUACAAGCCGACUUCGGGGACUUCACUCAGUUCAUGUCUCAGGACUUCCUCAGGGAGUACGUGCUCUUUCCAGUGAACUGGCCUAAUGGAGACGAGGUGCUGGAGGAGUGGACUCAGAAGGUUGCCGAAGAGCACAAGAGCCACUGUCGAAUGCAGGCGGCCGAAGCGGAGCUGUUGUACAUCAAGGAGAUUGAGAAACUGGACGGCUUCGGCCAGGAGAGUUUCGCCGCUAAGGACAACUACACCAACGACAUUUUCAUCGGCAUGUCUUUCAUCGGCGUCUUCGUCAAGCACAGAAACGGAAGGUCCAUCAUGCUCCACAGGUGGAAGGACAUCGGCACCAUAGCGCACAACAAGUCGGCCAUCACGGUGGAGAUAACCAGUCGGGACGACACCAUCAUCUUUCACAUGGAGGAUAUGGAAAUGGCCAAGUACAUCGCUCGUCUGUUCACGGCCAGACACAAGUUCUACAAACAGAACAAGAUUUGCGCAGAGCCGACUCACUCCCCUGCGCCAAUCAGGAGACGGCCGACCUGGACGCACCGCCUCUCUCUGCCCCGGCCGCAGUCCUGUAACUUCCAGACAAUGCAUUCCCAGUAUGGAGAACAUUACCAAGACACGAAAAGCUCGCAAGACAGCAUCUUCCACGACGACCCCUACUACAAGUCCGAGAGCAGCCUGGACCACUGCCAGGUGGACUUUCCCUUCCGCAACGGCACGCUGCCCAACGGAAGCGUGUACAGCAGCCCCAGCCUGAGCUCCCUCAACCGCUCGCAGACGUUCGUGGCGCCCUCGCCCAUGUCGUCCAACCUCAGCAUCCCGGGCAGCGAGCUGAUGCGGCCCGACUACAUCCCCAGCCACCGGCACAGCGCCAUCAUCGCGCCGUCCUACCGGCCCACGCCCGAGUACGACGCCGUGAUGCGGCAGAAGCGGCGGGUGCUGCACGCGCACCACGACCUCCACAGCCAGUCGCUGCGCAGUCUGAACAUUAGCAACGCCUGCGCUUAUCGGCAGCCUGAGGCGCUGGUGUAUAGCCAGCCCGAAAUGAGGGAGAGGGGCCCCUAUCAUGGCCUGGGACCCAGCCAGGGACCGUACGCACAGAUCAGUUACAGUAAGCCAGUGUCUCACGGCCCCCAUCAGGGAGGACCGGCCAGCAGUCAGGGUCCUUGUCAUUCGCCUUGCGUCAACGGCGGCGGCGGCGUGGGAAGCUCGAUCUCUCACACGGUCAGCACACCCGAGCUGGCCAACACCAAACAACAAGGGAGCGCCGCCGGCAGCUACGCCGCCACCGCUCAGGUCGUGAGGAACCACGUAGCGCGACCGCCCCCGCCGUACCCCUCCACGCCCUUCCGGCCCGCCACCAGCACGCCGGACCUGGCGAGCCACCGCCUGCGCUGCAUCGGCGGCAGCAGCCCGGAGCUGGUCACCCGCAUGGUGCAGCUGUCCGUCAAGACCUUCCAGCCGGACAGCUCGGCGGUGGUGCACCAGUCCCUGCAGGAGGUCAGCGAGCCGCUCACCGCCAACGUGGCCAAGCGCCGCUCCGCCCUGGGCAAGAGGCACAGCAUGGAGGUGAUCAGCAGCAUGAGAGGCGGUGGCAUGGAGGGCACGGCGAUGAAGGGCAUCAACGCUCCUCUUCAUCGAAGGAAUACUCUCCGGGAGCACGUGUCGCAAGCGCCUCAGCCUCAUCCGCCGCAAUCCAAAGACUCGCCCGUCCCGACGCCCCCCCAGAAGGAACCGGCGGCGGCGCCCGCCGUGGCCUACCAGCAUCAAAAGACUCUCUCCAACGCCACCAUGCUCAUCCACAGCAGCGAGAGCGAGGAGGAAGAGGAGGAGGAGGAAGAGGAGGAGGAGAGGCCGGAGCUGGAUGUCCAAAUCCCGGGCCUCAACGAGGACGUCAGCAUCAGCGCCCAGUUGCAGGCCGCCCUGGCCAAACUGCCCAACAAGCCCCCUCCGGAGUACCCGGGCCCCCCCAGGCCCCCCGGCAACGUUUCCCUUCACAACCACACGCGCCACCGCGACCACGAUCCGGCACCGCACGGCGGCCGGGCGAAUCCCGAGGACGGCGAGCCCGGCAGCGGGGGUAGCGGGACUCUGACGCGAGGGGACCAGGGCGGCGUCAACGGCAACGUUUUGGGUCCGUCCUUCUCGGAACCGGACCUGACCAGCGUCAAGGAGAGAAUGAGGAAGGAGCCGCUCAAGGAGCGGCCCGUGUCGGAGAUGUUCUCCUUGGAGGACAGCAUCGUGGAGAGGGAGAUAGCGCAGAGGACGUUGGAGAGACAGAAGAUGUCCGUGGACUCCAUGAAGAGGCCGCUGAUGAUGGCCGCCCUCAACGGCCUCUACGUGGCCCGCGUGCCCGUCCCCGAGUGUCCGGCGGAGGACGGCGCCAAGGCUGCCCCUGACGAGCGGUGUAAGACGUUGGAGCUGAAGCUGGAGGAGGAGCGCGUCUUCACCGAGUACGAGCAGGUGCCCAAAAAGAGGGCGGACGGCGCCCUCACCACGGCCGCGCUCCCCGAGAACGCGGAGCGCAACCGCUUCCGUGACGUGGUCCCGUACGAGGAGAACCGGGUGGAGCUGGUGCCCAACAAGGAGAACAACACCGGCUACAUCAACGCCACCCACAUCAAGGUGACCAUCCGAGGGGAGGAGUGGCACUACAUCGGCACCCAGGGCCCGCUGGCCAACACCUGCGCCGAUUUCUGGCAGAUGGUGUGGGAGCAGGGCGUCAAUGUCAUCGCCAUGGUUACGGCCGAAGAGGAGGGCGGGCGGCCCAAGAGUCACCGCUACUGGCCCAAGCUGGGCUCCAAGCACAACUCGGCCACGCACGGCAAGUUCAAGGUGACCACCAAGUUCCGCACCGACUCGGGCUGCUACGCCACGACGGGCCUGAAGGUCAAACACCUGCUGUCGGGCCAGGAGAGGACCGUGUGGCACCUGCAGUACACCGACUGGCCCGAGCAGGGCUGCCCCGAAUAUGUCCAGGGCUUCCUCUCCUACCUGGAGGAGAUCCAGUCAGUGAGGAGGCACACCAACUCCAUGCUGGACACCUCCAAGAGCCUUAACCCCCCCGUGGUGGUGCACUGCAGCGCAGGGGUGGGCCGCACCGGCGUGGUCAUCCUCACAGAGUUGAUGAUCAGCUGCCUGGAGCACAAUGAGCCCGUGGAGAUCCCCACCAUGCUGUCGGGCUUGCGGCAGCAGCGGAUGCUGAUGGUCCAGACCAUCUCGCAGUACAAGUUCGUCUACCAGGUCCUCAUCCAGUUCCUCAAGAACUCUCGCCUCAUCUGAAGUGUCUGCGGACGACAAGCCCUCACCCGCGUUUUGAUUUUUUUUUUUUUUUUAUCUUCUUCUUCUUCAGUUUUCAACUGCUAAUACAUUCUGUACAUUUCCUCAAAUAGCGGCCAGUUAAAAAAAAGGCAAACGCCACCUUCAAAUGGACACUGCCUAACGUAUUUAUUCGGCACCAAGUUGCCACAAGAUGGCACCAAAGCCCUGUCUAAUAUAAAACUAUUGCUUUGACGCCAUCUUGGUGCCAAGUAACCAUUUUGAAGUGUGGCGAGGAACUUCUGUUAAACACGCCAAAGCCCCUUCUCGUAGAAAAGUAGUGCUUUGCUGCCAUCUUGUGGCAUCUAUAGGUAAUUGUAACCCUUUUUGGGAGGAGCGUGUCAAUGGUUCACACAAAGCUGGUGCAUUUGAACGCUGCUGCUAAGCAAAAGAGCAGUACUUACCGUGGCAAGUGCAAAGUUAAAAUGAUGCAAUCAUUUUAAACAUAAACAACUGAGAUUGUUUAAUGUUACUCCAAAAAUGCGCCAGAAGUUCCUCCGCCGUCUGCCGUUGAGAGAACGAAACGCCCCAGGCCGCUAGAUGAAGAAAUGCAUUUUAAAAGUGGCACAAUAGUGCUUGGAUUUAAAAAAAAAACAAAAACAAACAAUCAAACAAACAAAAAAAACAGCAAAUAUUUACUUUGAUGUUGUAACGAAUGCCUUAUUUUUUUUUUUCCUUGUAUAUUUAUUUAUCCAUCUCAACAAUGAGCUGCCCAGCCUUACAUUUCAAAAUGUCCAUCAUGAAAAUCACGGGUGGGCUGUACAAGAUUUCCCAACAAAUGCAAGUAGUCACAGCGCUUCACUUUUGGCACAUUUUGUCACGGCGUGACCUCAUUCCAGAAUGGGGGGGGAAAGUACUUUACUAAACAGGUUGUCAUUAUGGGAUGUCGUGUGUGGAAUUUAGAGGGGGAAAUGAGUUCAAUGUGGAAAAGGGCUGUUGCAUAACAAAACAUGGAAGGUGAAAAGGUGAAACAUUUUGAAUACUUUUCAUACGAUGUUUAUUAUUAUGUAUCGUUAUGUCAUAAUGUUGGAUUUUUUUGUCGCUCUCGAACACUUCCUGUAAGGUUUCAUUGGUUGUUGGUUUAGGUGAGUACAUUUGAACAAUCAAGAUGAAACCUCGAAAAAAAAGUACAAAGAGUGCAUUGAAAGACUCGUUGGACAAACUGUAAAUAGCGUUCAGUUGUGCCUUCAAGGAGCUCUCCACGCCUAUCCUAGCUGAAAUCUUUUUGAGUCACUAUUUAUCCUGCAACAUGUUCAUAAAAUAACUUUUGUUUGUUUGUUUGUUUAUGUACAGACACGUGUAUUGUGUGAAAAUACUUGUUAUACUUUCAUGACUUGGUACUAAAAAAUACCGCAACCUGUUCAACUACGCAUGCAUUUUUAAAACAAAUCUAUAUUUGAAUGUAUAUAUAAGCAUAUAAAUAUAUAUAUUCUGGUGUGUAUAAGCUUCCGGCUCUCGCGAGUGUUUUAUUGCACUCGUUUGUCACGUGGCAUUGCACUGUUUGUUCAUAUUUAAUCCCCCUUUCUUUUUCUUCUUCGUGUGUGUGUGUGUGUGUGUACAUAUUUUGUAUAUGUUUUCACUGCAUUCUCCUCCUCCUUGUACUUGCUUGUAAUGCAAUAAAGCCUUAUUUUCUCUA
Messenger RNA from Phyllopteryx taeniolatus (common seadragon), 6140 nucleotides. Its product is annotated as tyrosine-protein phosphatase non-receptor type 14-like. Gene Ontology annotation, biological process: lymphangiogenesis; protein dephosphorylation. The record is from RefSeq and is a predicted model, not a curated record. Gene Ontology annotation, cellular component: cytoskeleton. Gene Ontology annotation, molecular function: protein tyrosine phosphatase activity. The transcript has 21 exons. Lineage: Eukaryota; Metazoa; Chordata; Actinopteri; Syngnathiformes; Syngnathidae. Bases 746 to 4468 code for a protein of 1240 amino acids.